UUGGUAGGUAUCCUUUCUAGUUUUUGGCUCAAAAAAUUUUUCCCUUUAAUUUUUAGGUCAAAAAGUAUGAAAUAAAAAUGUUACAAUUGUAAGCUUAUAUAGUAAUUUAAACUUAAUGUCUCACGUCACAUACGUUCCAUGGAAUAGGAGUGUACAUUUUAGAAAAAAAUAUUCUCGGAUAUGUUCAAAUUAGUCAAUCAAUUAUGUAUUAUAGACUCUUUGCUCCAGUUCAGUUGGCAUGUCUCUUUCCUCGCAUUUCCUAUACUUCCUCUUCUAUCUAUCUUCACUCUUCACUCUCUUCUUCUUUCUAGUCCAGUAAAACUAGCUACUAUACUCCUAUUUUGGUAAACUAAGCCAACAAAAGUAGUGUACACUCUAUUCACUUUCUUGCUAUCUGUGUCCAGAAAGUAAUGUCAAUACUCAAUGCCUCUGCUGCUCUUCGUAUGAAUUUUAUGUCUCCUCUACUUCUUCCCUCACCAACUUUUUCCAAAAUCCAUACUGAAACAUGGGCUACUAUAAGAAUAACAACAACAAGAAGAGCACUAGUUAUCAGUCCCUCUUUUGCAAUGAAGAACGAACGUAUUGAUAAGGUUGAGGAAGGUGAAGAAAUAGAAGAAGAAAUGGAGGAAUCCCGUGAGACCCUCUUGUACUCUUUUACUCCUUUGCCUUUGUUCUUUAUGGCUGCUCUUCCUGGAGCUGGUGCUGUGAGAUCUCUGUUUGGGCCUUUUGUUGAGCUUAUUAAGUCAUGGAAUCUUCUUGGCUGGCUUGUACAUUGGGGUCACCUUGGAAAUAUGGUAUAAGAAUUUCCUUCUGUCUCCCUCACUCUUAUCUUACAUAAAACAAACCACAAAUUACUGCAAAUAUUACCAUCAACUUUCU
Quercus robur (English oak) is the source of this 879-nucleotide messenger RNA. RefSeq lists its product as uncharacterized. The transcript is spliced from 2 exons. NCBI's taxonomy places the organism in Eukaryota, Viridiplantae, Streptophyta, Magnoliopsida, Fagales, Fagaceae. The record is from RefSeq and is a predicted model, not a curated record. Bases 411 to 800 code for a protein of 129 amino acids. Gene Ontology annotation, cellular component: membrane.